This is a messenger RNA of Zingiber officinale, 950 nucleotides long. RefSeq names its product peroxiredoxin-2E-1, chloroplastic-like. Gene Ontology annotation, cellular component: cytoplasm. Bases 97 to 774 code for a protein of 225 amino acids. Lineage: Eukaryota; Viridiplantae; Streptophyta; Magnoliopsida; Zingiberales; Zingiberaceae. Gene Ontology annotation, biological process: hydrogen peroxide catabolic process; cellular response to oxidative stress; cell redox homeostasis. The record is from RefSeq and is a predicted model, not a curated record. Gene Ontology annotation, molecular function: thioredoxin peroxidase activity. The transcript has a single exon.
UCCAAGAACCUCAACCGCUGCAGUUAAUAAGGAAUCACAGCAAUUGAGGCGUGAUCUCAUCUCAUCUAAGACGAGCCACCCACUUUAUUGCCAAGGAUGUCUGCUUCCCUCUCCGUCGCCAAGAUCGUCGCUCUCCCUUCCUCUUUGCCCCGCCUCCUCCAGCCUGCCGCCCGCUUCCACCGCGUCCUUUCCGCUACCAACCUACCGCUCCGACUGCAUACUCGUCGGUCUCCCCUCUUCCCCCGAUUCUUCGCCUCUUCCGUCUCCGCCACCGCCGCCGCGACCACCAUCUCCGUCGGCGACCAGCUUCCCGACGUCACACUUUCCUACUUCGACUCCGACGGGGAGCUCCAGACCGUCACCGUGUCUGAUCUCACCAAGGGCAAGAAGGCCAUCCUCUUCGCCGUCCCGGGGGCCUUUACCCCAACGUGUUCCCAGAAGCACCUCCCCGGAUUCGUGGAAAAGGCCGGGGAGCUGCGCGCCAAGGGCGUCGACACCAUCGCCUGCAUAUCGGUCAACGACGCGUUUGUGAUGCGUGCCUGGAAGAAGGACCUUAACAUUAGGGACGAGGUUUUGCUUCUCUCCGAUGGAAACGGGGAGUUCACCCGGGCUCUCGGAGUGGAGCUCGAUCUGUCUGAUAAGCCCGUGGGCCUUGGCGUCCGAUCCCGGCGCUAUGCGUUGCUGGCGGAGGAUGGGGUUGUCAAGGUGCUCAAUUUGGAGGAAGGAGGUUCCUUUACCAUCAGCGGCCCCGAGGACUUGCUCAAGGUCCUAUAAUACCCCCUUUUGCCAUCCCAGCUGUUUCAGGUUUGCAGUCUACUUUUUUGCACUCCAAAAAUGUUCAAUUUGGAUAAAUGAAUUCUCGUUAUGCUUCUUGAAUAAUGAAAUAUUGGAGAAUUUAGUAUUUUCUAACUUUUUGAUCAGCUAAUUGAGGCAGAUUGAUUGUAUGUUGA